AUGUUUCCUUUCGUUCCCCGGAGAGUCGCUCAAGCCGGUAAAUCCACGAGUGCUACGGCAAGUACGUCGCAGCCAAGGCGGAAUGCCGCCCCCACAAACUCGGUCGCGGAAGGCACAGCGACUGGUCUCGGGGAGGGCCAGCGCAUCGUCAUUAAAGGGAAACGGAAAGCUGUGGACGCCGCCGCGGCUGGAGAGGACUACUACCCUCUCGUUUGCCUUGCUCUCUCUGACCGCGCAAUAUGGGCGGACCCACACCUGAGAAGCAGGCUCGUCAACGGCUCGGACGGCUACAUCCCGCUCCAGUACCUUCUCUCCCAUUCACCCGUCUUGUCGGCUCUCGACCCACCAGCUACGGAAACGCUGAUAGCUAAAGCCAUCCGUGCGCAGCAGGACGACUUACUGGACGUGCGUGUGCUGGUGUCCGCGCCCUCUCGUGCGGAGUGGUAUGGUAAGAACGGUGGGAAGGAUCAGCCCGGUGGUUACGAGGUGCGGAGGCAAGACUGGGCGGACGUUCUGCAGCGCUCUCAGCAUCUCACAGAGGAUCACUGGUCAGCCAGGAGCAUAUAUGUGGAGAAUAUUCCGCCCCAACGCCGGACCAUAGCGGGCAUAGCCUUCGUUGAUGCAGCCGUACAACACAUCUGGCUACCUCCUCACAUCCAGGACAGACUAGGGGACCGGCCGAAAUGCAAAGGCUUCGCUCUCAUCACGCUUUCAAGCACCGAGCAGGCGGAGAAGCUCGUACACCAGUGGCCUUGGAACGUACGGCGAACGGAUCUGCACAACAUGGCCGACAUUGCAGAAGCCCGGGAAGCCGUGAAGUUUGGCUUCCGCGUCAUGCCUCGCGAGCGUUGGGAGCAGUUGCGGGAUGAAUACAUUGCUUAUCGUCAGACGCUCCUGGAUACCCUCGCCUACACGGUGCAAGACCCCGACGAGACCAUGGAGGUGAACGCCAUCGAAGAGGACGCAACUCCUCCAGAGACAGUACCUGACCUACCGACCACAGAUCCAUGGUCGCCAUAUCCUCAGGGGUGCCUCGUCUUCGUCCGCAAUGUGCAUCCGGAGACGAACAAAACAACCCUCCGCGCACUGUUCUCACAAGCCUUUGCCGGAAGUGAUGCGCCCGAUGAAGGCGUGGACUACGUAGAUUUCUCCAAGGGCAUGGACACGUGCUACUUGCGCCUGACCUCCGCGCGCCAUACCCGACUCCUCACGGAGUCCUUUGCUGUCGAUCCGAAAGCGCAGAGCGGCGGGCUGGACGCCACGGGCAUAACACCCUCACCAGGGACUAACAUCAAGGCCAUCGCCCUCGAAGUCGUCGAAGGCACGCGGGAAGAACUCUACUGGCACAAGGUGCCAGAGAAGGUGCGUCGGCAAGCGGUGGAGAAGGCGGCGGCGACCGUACAGCCAGAGACGGUGGGAAGGGGCGAACCGUGGCGGACGAUCCUGCGGAGGGGAAACGAAAGCGCAAGCGGAGGAAGCGCGGCGAAUGAGCUCUGA
Molecule: messenger RNA, 1497 nt
Organism: Fomitopsis serialis
Lineage: Eukaryota; Fungi; Basidiomycota; Agaricomycetes; Polyporales; Fomitopsidaceae
Exons: 5
Coding region: 1-1497 (498 amino acids)
Biological process (GO): telomerase catalytic core complex assembly
Molecular function (GO): telomerase RNA binding
Source: RefSeq, a predicted model, not a curated record